AGAACUUUCCUAUGAACACAACCACGCAUUCCGACUGUUCCGAGUUGCCCAGGACGCACGACGGCAGACAGUCUGGAGCCUACCGCCUUAUCGUGACCUAACAACCGUCGUCGCGCAUCUGUCUGUUCUCUCGCACAGUUUGGUCCUGAUCAUAAGCGGCCAUGUUGACUCUAGCCAUUUUUGCGUCCUUUCUGGCAGUGGGACUGUGCUAUCCAUCAGGUCACGUGGGUGAUAGCAAGGAAGCGAGAAGGUUGUUCGGAAUAUCAGAUAAAGAUGGCGACAAUAUUCUGACACAACCCGAAUUUCAUGCCAUUUUUCUGGAGUUCGACUUAGAUUCGGACCAUCAGAUAACCAGCAAUGAGUUUGUGACAGACUGGGCUAUCAAGGACCUCGGGCCCCCAAGCGAAGCCAUCGUCCUUUUCCACAACAUCGACGUCAACAAGGACGGCGUCAUCACCGAGGACGUGGAUCUGCCCUACAUCUUCCACUACUUCGACCAAGACGAAAACAAGUCUGUCUCAGAAGCCGAGUUCGUCGUGCAGUGGGUGAAGAUGUCUGUGUCAUAGACCCAAGCAAGACAAGAUCCGAGUAUGUCCGAUCUAAGCUAAUAAAAAAUAACCUCGGUUAAAAAGAA
Molecule: messenger RNA, 634 nt
Organism: Haliotis rufescens (red abalone)
Lineage: Eukaryota; Metazoa; Mollusca; Gastropoda; Lepetellida; Haliotidae
Product: insoluble matrix shell protein 5-like
Exons: 5
Coding region: 162-566 (134 amino acids)
Molecular function (GO): calcium ion binding
Source: RefSeq, a predicted model, not a curated record